AUGGGAAUGCCCUCCGAACGGAAAAAAGCUAAACCACCAUGGAACAAGUCUCCAGUCGAUUUAAGAGAUCCCAAGGUGUUUGAGGCUCUGAAAUGGCAGCUGGUAACCAUAUUUGGCCCAAAUGGAUCUCGAAUCCCAUACUUCAAGCAAGUGUGCAAGACCAUGCUCAAGUUGAAGGUCUGGGCAUCCUCGAACUUGAGCAAAGUUGUUUUCUAUGCCUCCUACUUGCAUAAAUUACAGGCCAAGUGGAUGCUUGAGUCUCUGGCCCAGUGGCACUGCCAGCAACAAGAACCAGGAAUGCUGAAAUUUGAGGAAGCCAUGAGUAUUGUAAUCUGUCAUACAGUUUCCUAA
Molecule: messenger RNA, 351 nt
Organism: Echinops telfairi (small Madagascar hedgehog)
Lineage: Eukaryota; Metazoa; Chordata; Mammalia; Afrosoricida; Tenrecidae
Product: developmental pluripotency-associated 5 protein-like
Exons: 1
Coding region: 1-351 (116 amino acids)
Biological process (GO): regulation of gene expression
Cellular component (GO): cytoplasm
Molecular function (GO): mRNA binding
Source: RefSeq, a predicted model, not a curated record